Halichondria panicea is the source of this 837-nucleotide messenger RNA. Its product is annotated as myosin heavy chain IB-like. Gene Ontology annotation, cellular component: myosin complex. NCBI's taxonomy places the organism in Eukaryota, Metazoa, Porifera, Demospongiae, Suberitida, Halichondriidae. Gene Ontology annotation, molecular function: cytoskeletal motor activity. Bases 88 to 675 code for a protein of 195 amino acids. The record is from RefSeq and is a predicted model, not a curated record. The transcript has 5 exons.
CAAAUAAGAGGGUGGGGCUUGUUUGCAAGAGCUAGCUGAUCUGAGAAUUUGGUGAUCUCUAGCUCUAGCUCUGUAUACAACAGUAAGAUGUCCCUCUCAGACGAGGAGGUGGGAGAAGAUGGUGGAGACCAAAGAUUGCAAGAGCUUUGGGCUAAGAAGAGUAGACGCCGCUCCAGUGAGCUUAAGAUUCUGGUGCAAGACAAUCUGGAGAUCAGAGAUAACAGUAAACUGACCAUGCACCUAGCAAAAAAUGGGGAGACAAGCAUCUUUUUCUCUGAUGUGGUGACCAAAGUGAAUAGGAAAGGAAGGACACAGGACAGAUGGCUCAUGAUCACAGAUGGUGCCGUGUACAACAUUGACCCAACAUCAGUCAAAAUUCGCCGAAGAAUUGCCCUCAGCAAUAUCAGUCACAUCAGCACAAGUCAACUCUCAGACAACUUUUUUCUCAUUCACGUUCCAACCGAGUAUGAUUAUCUCUACAUCAGCGGCCGGAAAACUGAGAUAGUGGCCGUACUAAGACUGGCCUACAUGCACGCAACAGGAGAGGAACUAAAUGUUGCACUACACAAUAUAAUUGACUAUCGCAUUGAUAAGGAGCAGCAAAGGAGACUUGUGUUUCAGAGAGGAGAAGACGGAGUGUUCACUAAAAUCUAUGCUAAGAAAACCACAAGAUAACUGAACUCUCGACUCAAUGUGUGUGUGUGUGUGCGUGUUUGUGUCUCACCCCUGUGUACCCUAGCCAUUCUCAAUUUCACAGUAUUAACUCUUUUAUAUAACUCAAUAAGUUUUUGCUCAUUACAAAUAAUUUUACAGGUGAAAAUUGAAUAUUAACUCAAC